AGCCGCUUCUCCUCACAUACAGAGUUCCUGCUGCAGGGUGGAGUUUCCCCCAGAAUAACAAACUCACUCGAACCUCACCAUGGCUGACCGUAGGGUGGCCCCGGUUUUGGCUAUGAUUCUCAUCCUGGUUGCACCAGCCCUGAGCGGAUGCCCAAGCGCCUGCCGCUGCUCCUUCGCCAUGCUUCAAUGCCUGGAGCCAGACGGAAUCACCAGCAUCCCUGCAUUGGCAGCACAGGAGAGCGAAAACGUGACUGAAAUCUACAUAGAGAGUCAAGAAAACCUGGAGAACAUCACAGACAUAGACCUCACCAACUACAGAGAACUGAAGAACCUGACAGUCACAGAUUGUGGGUUGGUACACAUCUCUGAAAAUGCAUUCCAGCAUAAUUUUAAACUGCAGUAUGUAAACCUGGCCUCAAAUUUUCUGGUUCACAUCAGUUGGAGGGUGUUCCAGUCGGUCCCUCUGUUGAGUCUAAUCUUGAGGGACAAUCAGCUCACCUGCUCAUGUGACAUUUACUGGCUUCAGCAGUGGCACAGAAAAAGACAAAGCGACACAGAUUCUCAACAAAACUGCAUUUACAAUGGCAACAACAUUCAGCUGGAUUCAUUUGAAAUGGAUAACUGCAGCAUUCCUGAGGUCACAAUUCACCCAUCGACACUGACCACUCAAGAAGGUGGAAAUCUGACCUUUACCUGCCUGGUGACUGGAGUACCAACACCGACGAUCCGCUGGAGAACAGAGCACCUACAGUCCAGCUGGAACCUGCAGCAGGGAAUCUGGGGUUCAACCCUGGAGCUGGUUCUCCAAAUGAGGAACGUGUCAUCUACAGACAACCUGCACAACCUCACCUGUGAGGCGGAGAACCGUGCUGGAAUGGGAGAAGCCAUGGUGCAGAUAGACAUUGAAUUUCCAGUGCGGAUCUUGUUUCUAAAGGACCCAGAAUCACAACAUCACUGGUGUUUUCCAUUCGCUGUGAACAGCAAUCCUCCCGCCACCUUCAAAUGGCUGUACAACAACCAGACUCUCGUCGAAUCACUCUACACCUACACCGAGCUGAUCAGAGACGAAGCCGAUGGCUCCGUUCAACACGGCUGUCUGUAUCUCAACAAGCCCACACACCUCAACAACGGCAACUACACGCUCAUCGUGGAGAAUAAACUGGGUAGAGACCAGGCUACGGUAAGCUGGAGGUUCAUGGACAAUCCCUUUGACCCCUUUGACCCGGAGGGCAUCAUUCCUGUUCUCACUGAAAACCCAACAGCUCCCACUAACCAGUCAACGGAGACGGAGAAACUGGAGAGCACAGUGUUUGGGGUGUCAGUAGCCGUGGGUCUCGCUGUGUUCACUUGCACAUUUCUGCUCAUCAUGGUUGUCGCCAUCAAUAAAUUUGGACAGCGUUCCAAAUUUGGCAUCCAUCGAUCAUCUGUUCUCGGCACUGAGGAUGAUUUGGCCAUAUCGCUUCGCUUCAUGAACUUCGGUGCGAGUCCUCCAUCUUCAGAUGAUAGCACGCUGGACUCUGGUUUGUCCAGUUUUGUAGAGAACCCGCAGUACUUCUGUGGCAUCAUCAAAGAUAAAGACAUGUGUGUCCAGCACAUUAAAAGAAAAGACAUUGUUUUGAAGUGGGAACUGGGUGAAGGAGCUUUUGGCAAAGUUUACCUGGCAGAAUGUGCCAACCUCUGUCCGGAUACUGACAAGAUGCUGGUCGCUAUCAAGACCUUGAAAGUCACCGACGAGUCCACCCGGCAGGACUUCCAGCGCGAGGCCGAGCUGCUCACUGUGCUACAGCAUGAACACAUAGUGCGCUUCUACGGCGUGUGUACAGACGGAGAACCUCUGGCCAUGGUGUUUGAGUACAUGCGACACGGAGACCUCAACCGCUUUCUAAGGGCUCAUGGUCCAGAUGCUAGUAUCCUGGAUGAGAUGAAGGUUCCUCUGAUGGGUCAGUUGACUGUUCCUCAGAUGCUCCACAUCGCAGCUCAGAUCGCCUCGGGCAUGGUGUACCUCGCUUCCCUUCAUUUUGUCCACAGAGACCUGGCCACCAGGAACUGUUUGGUUGGAGAAGGGCUGGUGGUGAAGAUCGGGGACUUUGGGAUGUCGAGAGACAUUUACAGCACAGAUUACUACAGGGUCGGUGGGAGGACGAUGCUGCCCAUUCGCUGGAUGCCGCCAGAAAGCAUCAUGUACAGGAAGUUCACCACGGAGAGCGACAUCUGGAGCUUUGGAGUGGUCCUUUGGGAAAUCUUCACCUACGGCAAACAACCAUGGUAUCAGCUAUCCAACAGUGAGGCCAUUGAGUGCAUCACACAGGGGCGAGAGCUGGAACGGCCUCGUACCUGCCCGAAGGAAGUGCAUCUCCUCAUGCAGGGCUGCUGGCAGAGAGAACCACAGCAGAGGCUUGUCAUCAAAGAUAUCUACAGCCGGCUCGUGGCCCUCGUCAAGAACCCGCCCAUCUAUCUGGACAUCCUGGAGUAACAGAACCCUGAUGGAA
This is a messenger RNA of Carassius gibelio (silver crucian carp), 2489 nucleotides long. Its product is annotated as high affinity nerve growth factor receptor-like. Gene Ontology annotation, molecular function: ATP binding; neurotrophin receptor activity; neurotrophin binding. The coding region runs from base 80 to 2473 and encodes 797 amino acids. The transcript is spliced from 17 exons. Gene Ontology annotation, cellular component: plasma membrane; axon; signaling receptor complex. The record is from RefSeq and is a predicted model, not a curated record. NCBI's taxonomy places the organism in Eukaryota, Metazoa, Chordata, Actinopteri, Cypriniformes, Cyprinidae. Gene Ontology annotation, biological process: protein phosphorylation; cellular response to nerve growth factor stimulus; regulation of phosphatidylinositol 3-kinase/protein kinase B signal transduction.